Messenger RNA from Pyricularia grisea, 1749 nucleotides. RefSeq lists its product as uncharacterized. Lineage: Eukaryota; Fungi; Ascomycota; Sordariomycetes; Magnaporthales; Pyriculariaceae. The transcript has a single exon. The coding region runs from base 1 to 1749 and encodes 582 amino acids. The record is from RefSeq and is a predicted model, not a curated record.
AUGUCAACACCCGGUGCGGACCUGGGCAGUCAAGUCCUCAAUGGCCCUGUGGAUGAGCCAUCUGGACCGACUACGCCCGCAGCCUUGCUAGAAUCACAAGAGACACUCCCCUCCACCGAAGCGCCUGCAUCCCCGAAUGAAACGGCAGGGUUGUUGAAGGCAGAUCGCGUCGAUGAGCGCCCACAAUCAGCCGUUAUUCCAUCCUCCUUGACACCGCCUCCAUCUUCUCAACUCCCCAACGUCAACGGCGGUGCGACACAUACCGACUUGCCUAACCCCACCAGGGCCAGCAUCCUCUCACCCCCUGACACCAGUCUUCCCAGCUCUCGGAGACCGCAAAAUGUCGCGCCGCCGUUUGCACCCCCUGCGCCGGACGAGGUGAUCGAGGCGUCGCCAGACCAGUUGCGGCUGAUGGUGGAGCGCCUGAUCGUCGAGAACAGGCGCGUCAAUGCCGAAGUUGCAUCUCUCAAGAUGCAGGUCCACAUGUCCGACUUUCACCGCGCCGAGGCUGCCAAACGACACAAGGUCGAGCAGGAGAUGCUUUGUCGCGAGGUUGAGGCGCUUCGAUCUGCCGAGCACGCGAGGCAGGCUCGCCGAGAGUUGAGCUCGGUCUCCGAUUCAUUCCAAGCCAAACACUACCAGCUCAAAGUGGCUCACGACGAACUCAUUGACGAACAUGCAAUAGUCAGGAAGCGGCUCAAGGCCGCCAAGAAGCUCAUUCAAGCCAAAGAAGAAGAGAUCGAGAAUUUGAAGGACGACAAAGAGGAACUUCUCAUAAGAUUGCGAGAGAACAGAGACCACCUGAAUGCCUUCCGCAGCCCCGGUGGCAUCUUCCACGGGGGCAUAACCCCCAAGGCCCAGGGCGCGACUUCGCCGACACAGCCGCGCCACACCCCAAGACAAAACUCCAAGGCACCACGCCGUGAACAGCGGGCCGCCCAAAACCACAACGAAGCCCCGUUCACCAUGCUGCUCGAGGUCCUGAACGCAGAGAACAACAGUGCUCCCUCGACCCCGACGACAGCUGCCCGACCUAUGCCAAAAAUCUCGUCUAAACAUACCAGGAACGUACAGUCAAUGUCCUCGCUCCCCAUAACGCCUGCAACACGACCUCGCGCGGAAUACGGCGGUCUACUUCCCUCUGCCGACUUGGUACCACAAUCUGAGCCGCCGCAUAGAUACGGGGGAAACCGUCUGCAGCUCGUGCCGUCCACCCCGGUUAGGGACAACGGGCGCAAGAGCAGGGAGAGCACAAUCUCGGUUGACGACAACGCAGAACUAGCGCGUCAGGCGUUGGCGUCGGUCGCCGCGCAGGCGCAGUCGUUCGCCGCGUCACAUGCCGCCGCCGCCGCCGCUGCCGGCAGCGGCAGCUUUCACCGAAUUGGAGAUCCGCAUCCAUCGACCCAAGGAGAACAGGAUGAGGAAGAGGUGUAUGAGAGCCAGGCCAGUCAGGCGGCAUCCGAAAUGCUGCGCCGAGAUCCACGCGAGAGCUUCGAAGUCGUCGCCUCCCGCGAUGGAACACCGAACCCUCCGUCGGCCCCGGCCGAGAAGAGCGCUACGCUGCAGCAGACGCUGUUUGCAGGAAUAGGAAGAAGUGGGGUCGCCAUGGCUACCGAAAAGAGGAAGUUUAGCGGCGGCGCCAACGAUGCACAGAGACAAGAGAUGACCAGCCCACACAAGAGGGCUAGAAUUGAUGGGAACUUGAGGGAAGGGGGUGUAGGUCUUGGCAUCUACGACCAGGAUGCUUGA